This is a messenger RNA of Xenopus laevis (African clawed frog), 2397 nucleotides long. It is a transcript of the gene apcdd1.L, whose product is annotated as adenomatosis polyposis coli down-regulated 1 L homeolog. Lineage: Eukaryota; Metazoa; Chordata; Amphibia; Anura; Pipidae. Gene Ontology annotation, biological process: negative regulation of Wnt signaling pathway. Gene Ontology annotation, molecular function: Wnt-protein binding. The record is from RefSeq and is marked provisional. Gene Ontology annotation, cellular component: plasma membrane.
GAUGCGCACACACUCCGGGUGCCCUGCACUAAGGAACGGGAUGGCGCUGAUACCCCGCAGUACUGAGCCCGGGCAAUAGGAGAAGCGCUUGUUAUUGGAUGUAGCGCUGGAUAACCUGGGACUUGUUUUGGAUUUCGGAUCUUUAAGGACAUUCUGGAGCUGAACUACCAUGGGGAUCCCCUGUUUCUACUCGAGCCUCAUCUCCUGCCUCUUCUCCAUCAUCACCUUGGUCGAUGUAGGACAAAGCUCGGCUCUCACUUUAUCGGACAGCAGACUACACCCGCAGUCUCUGGAGAAGAGUCCAUGGAGAGAAUUCCAGUGUCAACACAUGCUGAAACAUCUGCACAACGGUGCUCGGGUCACAGUACAAAUGCCUCCAAACAUCGAGGGUCACUGGGUCUCUAUGGGGUGUGAAGUUCGAUCUGGCCCGGAAUUUAUCACAAGAUCCUACCGGUUUUACAACAAUAAUACAUUCAAAGCCUAUCAGCAUUACUAUGGAAACAAUCACUGUACAAUCCCCACGUACACUUUGGUAAUCCGUGGCAAGAUUCGUCUCAGGCAAGCUUCUUGGAUCAUCCGAGGUGGCACAGAGGCCGACUACCAAUUGCACAAUGUGCAGAUCAUUCCUCACAGUGAAACGGUGGCUGAAAAACUCACCUGGCUGGUGAACCACACGUGUGCCGGUUUUGUUCCAGGAGAUAUGCCUUGGGAGCCUGGCAUCAGUUAUGAUUUAUGGAGAGAGGAAGGUGGCUUUAAAUGUACAAAAGCCCUAAACUUUGCCAUGCAUGAGCUACAGCUGAUCCGAGUAGAAAAGCAAUAUAUGCAUCACAAUUUAGACCAUUUAGUGGAGGAACUUUUUCUCGGAGACAUCCACACAGAUCCCUCCCAGAGGAUGUACUACCGACCAUCCAGUUACCAACCGCCUCUACAAAAUGCCAAGAACCACAAUCAAAAUUGCGUUGCCUGCAGAAUCAUCUUACGUUCUGAUGAGCACCACCCACCAAUACUGCCUGCCAAAGCAGAUCUCCCUGUUGGGCUGAAUGGGGAAUGGGUGAGCCAGAGGUGUGAAGUUCGACCAGAGGUUCUGUUCCUCACCAGGCAUUUCAUUUUCAAUGAUAACAACCAUACUUGGGAAGGUUUCUACUAUCACUACUCGGAUCCAAUCUGCAAGCACCCUUCCUUCACUAUCUAUGCAAAAGGCCGAUACAGCAGAGGAGUGUACUCUUCCAAAGUCAUGGGAGGGACAGAAUUUGUGUUCAAAGUCAAUCAUAUGAAAGUGACCCCUAUGGAUUUCGCCACAGCUUCCCUUCUGAACGUCUUCAAUGGGGACGAAUGUGGGGCCGAAGGAUCCUGGAAAGUUGGCGUGGAGCAAGAUGUCACUCACACCAACGGCUGCGUGGCACUGGGAAUCAAACUCCCUCACACCGAGUAUGAACUUUUCAGGAUGGAACAAGAUAAUCGAGGAAGGUAUUUGCUUUAUAAUGGCCAAAGACCAAGUGAUGGCUCCAGCCCAGCCAGACCUGAAAAGAGAGCAACCUCUUACCAAGUGCCUCUAGUUCAAUGUACUUCCGUGUCUCUAAAUCCAGAGGGAGCCCACGAUGGACAACACAAGUCCCAGAGUAGAAAUUCUGCAGCUGGACACAUUUUCCUUUAUUUGUUUUCCAAUCUCUUUCUCUUGUUUAUUUGUACUUUGCUACAUUUGGAAAUUCUAAGCUAAAAAUAUAGAGACUUUCAACUGUUAAAUAUGGAUAAAGUUGGACCAAGGAUUAUUUUCUUCUUUGAAGAAAAGGACAUUUGUUUACUUGAUGCACUUGGAUUCCUGAGAACUAUUACCCUCAUUGUCAUUCCAUUCCCUUGUUUCCUCCUCCACCUCUUCCCCCUGGUCGUCUUUUAAAGCAACGGCCAAUUUUCUUUGAAGUUUGGUCUUUGAACUUCACCCAGGCUGACCGGGCCUGCAUGAGACUGCACAACAGUAAUUGCACUUUAGGACAGACGAGUUCCUUUUAAUAUAUUGCUGGAGCGAGAAGUCAUUUACACACCGAUGAAGCCUGUUCAUUGUCUGUGCCUCGUUGCUGUUGUGGAUUAUGUUCUAAAAUGUUCCCCAAACAGUGUUGCUGAAAAUACUAGAAUAUAUUUUGUACAAUAUUGCAGUAUUUGAAAUGUUGCCGGAGAGGGCCCGGGAAUACUCUUCAGAAAGCAAAUGCGUUGAUGUAAAAGCUGUAAAUAAUCUUUGUAAUAUAUAAUGUUUUGUCAGAUGCAUUGAUUUAUCAUUACCUUAUAACUUUAGGCCAAAGAGAUUUUGAAUACUGGAUAUAAAAACAUUUAAGUGCAUUGGAAAUGUCGCAUUAAUCCAGAGGUGCAAAACUGGUUGUUUGGACCAAAAAAUAAAUCACUAAA